ACGGUGCUGCUGUCGAUCUGCUGUGUUUCCUUUACACUGUGCGUCGAGCGCGGUGCAGUGUGUUACGAUUUAACAUCGGAUUUAAGACAUAAAUAUGUUCUCGUCCCUAUUGGAGGCGGCGCGCAACUCGCCGUUCCGCGGCCCACUCGCCAACGCGCACUGCGAGCCAGCUCUGCCCGCGUCCAACACACAGGCGAUGGCCGCAUCAGCAGUUGUGCAGGAGGACUCGUGCGAAUUCGCAUCGCCAAAAUAUUUCGCGCUCUGCGGAUUAGGCGGCGUGCUAUCCUGCGGUAUCACACAUACGGCCGUCGUGCCUCUCGACCUGGUCAAGUGCCGGCUGCAAGUCGACGCGGAGAAGUACAAGAAUGUGGUGAACGGCUUCAAGGUGUCCGUUCGGGAGGAGGGCAUGCGAGGGCUGGCUAAGGGAUGGGCGCCUACCUUCAUCGGGUACUCCAUGCAAGGUCUGUGCAAGUUCGGCUUCUACGAGGUGUUCAAGGUGGGCUACUCCGGCAUGUUAGAUGAGGAGACUGCGUACGUCUACCGUACCUUCGUGUACCUCGCCGCCUCCGCCUCCGCCGAGUUCAUCGCCGACAUCGCGCUCUCGCCGCUAGAGGCCGCUAAGGUCCGAAUCCAAACCAUGCCCGGUUUCGCGUCUACACUGCGUGAGGCUUGGCCCAAGAUGGUGCAGAACGAAGGCUACGGCACUUUCUACAAGGGCCUGGUGCCUCUGUGGGGCAGACAGAUCCCGUACACCAUGAUGAAGUUCGCCUGCUUCGAGAAGACCCUGGAGUUACUGUACCACUACGUGGUGCCGAAGCCCCGUGACCAGUGCACAAAGGGCGAGCAACUGGUAGUAACAUUCGCUGCGGGUUACAUCGCCGGUGUGUUCUGCGCCAUCGUCUCCCAUCCCGCUGACACCGUCGUCUCCAAGCUGAACCAGGAUAAGACCGCGACGGCUGGCUCCAUCAUCAGCAAGCUUGGCUGGGCUGGCGUGUGGAAGGGUCUUGGGCCCAGGAUCGUGAUGAUCGGUACCCUCACCGCACUGCAAUGGUUCAUCUAUGACGCCGUUAAGGUGUACCUGAGAAUGCCCCGACCACCACCCGCCGAGAUGCCAGAGUCCAUGCGAAAGAGGCUCGAGGCUGAAGCAGCUAAGUCUUAAGUGAACUGGUACUAUUGCGUAGACUUACAUCGCGUGGCGUUGUAUGAUAGUCGCUUUUACGACUUCACUGUACACCCCAUGUGUAUAAACUUGGCCAGAAAUUCAUUAUAAUAAGUAUAUAAAUCGCGUGAUAAUAACUAGCGAUUUUGCUACAAUCCAGUGUCUUUAAACUGUUUAAUAAAAUACAGUGAAGUCGUGAAAACAAUGGUGGACAUACGCCUAAUAUUAACCGCACAUUGGCUUGUAUCUCGUGAGCGAUAGUUGCUGCAGUCAGUCGAUUUUGUAUAACCCUGGCGUUUAUAAAGACGCGCAUGAGACAGAUGUAGUCGCUUCAUCUUCUGAUUUUUCAAAUGUAAGUUGCUUGAGCGACUGGAUUGCCGUUUGAAGUAUCUGAGGUGACGAUCACGCGACUCAUGUUAAAUUUUUAAUAUAAAUCCCGUGAGCGAUUUAUUUAGUCGCCUCGCAGAAUUUUCUUUUUCUAUUGUUAGUUGCUAAAGCGACUAGCUAGUCGCCUGAACAACUAAAUUAGUCGCACAAGCGACUAUCGACACGCGAUAGCAGCCAAUGUGCGGAUGUCAAGUAUUCCCCUAUGUAAUAUAUAUGUAUCGUAGACAAGUGAUAUUCCGUUAUGAUAGUAUGUAAAUCAUGUCUUUAUUUAUUUGAUUGUCCCAAUAAAUUUUUAUUUUCUAUUUAUUUUUAUUUUUUUUUGUCGAUUGAUUGUUGAUCGUUCGUUGAUUGCACCAAAGAUUGUGUGAGCAAUCUGUCUGAUAAUAAAUGAUACAAUAGAUACAAAG
Molecule: messenger RNA, 1953 nt
Organism: Pararge aegeria (speckled wood butterfly)
Lineage: Eukaryota; Metazoa; Arthropoda; Insecta; Lepidoptera; Nymphalidae
Product: phosphate carrier protein, mitochondrial-like
Exons: 9
Coding region: 95-1159 (354 amino acids)
Biological process (GO): mitochondrial phosphate ion transmembrane transport
Cellular component (GO): mitochondrial inner membrane
Molecular function (GO): phosphate transmembrane transporter activity
Source: RefSeq, a predicted model, not a curated record